UAUAUGGUUGAGCUUUCUUGUCUGUCUUAGUCUUAACAUUUAUUAUACAUGGAAAUCUUAGUUGCUAGGAUUCAUAUUUGACCUCAUUCUUCUGUAAUUUUUUUUUUUGCAGCAGCAUGAUGCUAAAGAUGUGUUUGUUGUUGAUAGCCUUCAUGGCCAUGGCUAGCUCAUCCAUUGCUACUACAAGCAAACAAUACAUAAUUCACAUGGACAGGACCAGGAUGGCAGCGCUAGGUAAUCAUUCUCUCAGCAGUUCCAAACAAUUUUAUCAAGCAAUGCUCAAUUCCAUCACCGAAUUGUCAUCCCAAACCGAUGCACAGGAACAAAAAAACAUACCUUCUAAGGUCCUUUAUGGGUAUGAAACUGUUUUUUCUGGUUUUGCGGCAAAACUCUCGACAAAACAACUUGAUUUAUUAAAACAAGUCGAUGCUUUUAUCUCUGCCACUCCUGAUGAAUUUCUAACUCUCCACACCACAUACUCCCCCAAGUUUCUUGGCCUAGAGAUUGGGAAAGGACUCUGGAAUCCUACAUACUUAGCAUCAGAUGUGAUAAUUGGGGUUAUAGAUACUGGAAUCUGGCCAGAACACGUCAGUUUUCAAGAUACAAGAAUGACUCCACCGCCUUCUAAAUGGAAAGGCGUUUGCGAAGCAGGUACCAACUUUUCACAAUCACUUUGCAACAACAAGCUCAUUGGUGCAAGAGCCUUCUUCGAAGGCUAUGAGUCCCUUUAUGGAAGAAUCGAUGAAACAUUGGAUUAUCGAUCUGCCCGAGAUUCACAAGGUCAUGGUACACACACGGCAUCAACUGCGGCUGGUAAUAUGGUAGCAAAUGCCAGUUUUCUUAGCUUAGCGAAUGGCUCUGCUGCUGGAAUGAGCUACACAUCAAGAAUUGCUGCUUACAAAGCCUGCUGGAUAACUGGGCUUUUUCGCUGUGUUUACUCUGAUUUACUAGCUGCAAUUGACAAAGCUGUUGCUGAUGGGGUUGAUGUGUUAUCAAUCUCUAUAGGAGACGCACAACCAAAGAAUUUUUAUGAGGACAGUAUAGCUAUAGCCUCAUUUGAAGCAACUCGAAAUGGGGUUUUUGUUUCAUGUUCAGCAGGCAAUUCGGGCCCGUUUAGUUCAACUGUUGACAAUACCGCACCAUGGAUUACUACAGUGGCCGCAAACUACAUUGAUCGAAGUUUCUUGGCUAUUGUCAAGCUUGGCAAUGGACAAUCUUUUCAAGGUUCAACGUUAUAUUUUGGUAAUGCAACAAAUCAACUGCCGCUUGUCUAUGGAAAAAGUGCAGGAGGCGAAGGAGCUGAAUAUUGUGUUGAGGGUUCACUCAACAAAACGCUUGUGAAAGGGAAGAUUGUUGUUUGCCAAAGAGGGCAAAAUAGCGGAACUGCAACAGGAGAGCAAGUAAAAUUAGCUGGAGGAGCUGGAAUGAUAUUACUAAAUAUUAUUAAUGAAGUUGAAGAAAUUGUGGCUGAACCCCACGUUCUGCCAGCUGCUGAAGUAGGACCCUCAUCAGCUGUAAACAUUACCAACUAUUUGAACUCCACAAAAGAUCCAACUGCUUCCGUUGCUUUCGAAGGAACAGUUUUUGGUAAACCUGCACCAGUGAUGGCUGCUUUCUCGUCACGAGGUCCAAGUCCCGUUGCACCGCAAGUGAUCAAACCAGAUGUGACUGCACCAGGGGUGGACAUAUUGGCUGCAUGGCCCUCGAAGACCAGCGCAAGUGAACUAUUCAACAUAAUUUCAGGUACUUCAAUGUCCUGUCCUCAUGUUAGUGGCCUGGCUGCCCUUCUCAAGUCAGCCCACAAAGAUUGGUCACCAGCCGCCAUUAAAUCAGCUCUAAUGACUACAGCAUAUACUCUAAACAACAAAGGGGCUCCAAUUUCUGAUGCUGGUUCAUACCACUCUGUGGCUACACCUUUUGCCUAUGGUUCAGGCCAUGUUGACCCAGAAAGGGCUUCUGAUCCAGGAAUAAUCUAUGAUUUAACCACUGAAGAUUAUCUAAACUUUUUAUGUAGUCUAAAUUACAGUUCUUCUCAGAUAUCUGUAUUUUCAAAGGGGAAUUUCACUUGUCCUAAAGCUGGAGCCUUUCAGCCAAGUGACUUGAAUUACCCUUCCUUUGCAGUGAAUUUCAAGGGAAAUGCCCCAAAUAUUACUGAGAUACACCAGAGGACAGUGACAAAUGUUGGUCGUCCUGAGUGUUCUUAUGCGGUUCAAGUUGAGCAGCCCAGUGGAGUAUUGAUGAGUGUGAAGCCUGAGACUUUAAGUUUUCAGAAGUUGGGGGAGAAAUUGAACUACAAGGUGACUUUUGUUUCCUUAAAACGACCAACAGCAACAUUGUUUAGUCCAUCUUUUGGAUCCUUAACUUGGGUUUAUGGUAAAUAUAGAGUAAGAAGCCCCAUAGCAGUAACUUGGAAGUAGUUUUUCUCGAUGGGUAAAGAAAGCAAAUAAUUGCUCAAAGGUGAAGGCUUUUUGCCAUGCUUAAAUUCAAUUGCAUCACUUGGGUCCUUUGCCCCAACUCGUUUUUCAAGUUGCUGCCAAAAUAUUCAUCUUACUCAAUGGUAAUAUUUUAUU
This is a messenger RNA of Mangifera indica (mango), 2570 nucleotides long. Its product is annotated as subtilisin-like protease SBT1.1. The record is from RefSeq and is a predicted model, not a curated record. Gene Ontology annotation, biological process: proteolysis. Lineage: Eukaryota; Viridiplantae; Streptophyta; Magnoliopsida; Sapindales; Anacardiaceae. The coding region runs from base 117 to 2417 and encodes 766 amino acids. Gene Ontology annotation, molecular function: serine-type endopeptidase activity. The transcript has a single exon.